GUUUUCUUAUUUUUACUUCUAUUCUUAAGAUACUUACAAAACUCUUUUCUUCUUCAUAUUUUUUCUAUAAAUUUGAUCCUAUUUUCCCAAAACGACCUCAAGAUCGAUUUCAAGGACGCCAUAAAGUGCAUCACUCUGUUACGUAUCCGUCUUGGAAAUUUCCUUAUAUGGUGUUACAAUCAUUUUACCUUUACCGCUCGAGGUACACAAUCAAGUUACGAGACUUAAUACUAACAUUUCCGGCGGCUCUCUACGUUAGCCAUACGUAGGUUCGUCUCCACGUCUACUUCCUUAGACUCCCAGUGUUAAUAACAAUACUGGUCAAGCCAUUAACAAAUACCAUAACCGAAAUUAAGCCCUGGCUACGCAGCCGCCCCCUCCGGUUCGUAACAACUCUGAACUGUACAACUCUGGAUCUAAGCACUUCUUUCAGAAACUGUAUCCUUUAAGAAAUAAUUAGCCACAAACGUUUCCAUCUCCAGAGGUUGAGGAGUGCUUUCUACCCCUAAAAAGCGUAUUUAGCCGAAACAAAAAAACACGUAUUUAAUAUUUUUCGGUGUUUAAUAAAUAUGUUAAACAUUCAAAUCGAUGAGUAACAGAUAGGUACUGUUACUUGUAAGAAACCUUUAUCCUAAGUUGUAGAAGCAUCGCUUUUUGUCCAUCUUUAUUAACUUUGUUUCACAUUUAAUUUACAUGUGCCAAAAUACAUAACAUAACAGAAAAAAUAUGUUUACUUCCAAGAGUAAAGUGCCCUUAAAAAAUUUGUUUUGGCAAAAACCAAAGUGGUUCCAGGUUGUUCUAUACUCAUUUGAUAUUGUUCUCCAUUUUGGUGUCGCUGACGCGCCGUUAUCGAUCAAAAAUGACAAAAAAAGGGAAAAAGCAUGUUUACUUCCAAGAGUAAAGUGCCCUUAAAAAAUUGGUUCUGGCAAAAAUCAAAGUUGUUCCAAGUUGUUACGUUAAUUGUUAGCUUAAAUAUGCAAUUCGGUGUUCAGAAGAUGAUAGUGAUAGCCGUAGAUGUAAAAAUACUGUUUGCGCGCUUGAUAUCUUUUUUUUAUUAUAUCUUUUUAAAUUCUUUGUUUGGAGAAUUACUACUUUGGAACAAUGUUUGGAACAACUAGAACAAUCUGGAUCAAUCACGAAAGAUUUGAUUUUCGAAAAAUGGGGUGCCAGGUCAAGAAACAGUUUUUUUUAAUUUUCCGCUAAAAUAUUUAUUAUAAAAAUUGUAUCUUCUGGAACAAUUUAGAACAAGUCUAGAACAACCUAGAACAACUUUUAGAAUUCUAAAAUUUUCAAAAUGGAGUGCUAACUUUAUACAGGUCGUAUUGCAGCCAUAAGUAGUAACGACGACCGAAACGCAUGUCUGGUGCAAUGCAAUCAAUGCAUUGAUUUAAUGAUAGAGCGAUUGCAACUCGAAAAGGACUUAUCAACUGGUUUGAAAAAUAGUUUAACAGCCAGGAUAGCGAGAUUUAAAUCGUUAAGAGCAGAGUUACACGGAUCUGUAAAAAUAGGCGAAGGUCAAAGAAGAACAGAUGCUGAAUCACAUGCUUCAUCAUCAUCAUCUCUUAUCUGGGAGGAUGUAGAAUCAGCUUUCCAUAAUCGGAUAAUUACAGGAAUUAUAAUCAACACCGAGCAUAUUGAACCACGAAACUUUUUGGAAGAUGCUAGAAAAAUAGUAUUCCAACGUCUAGCGGAAGUUUUCCAAAAUCAUUCAUGCAUAAAAGUGAAUACGGUGUUGUAUGGGGAGUUUACCGUUAAUAAUAAAAGUGAUGUGAAAAGUUUCAGUGUGAGAAAUAAACAAUUAUUUUCUACAUCAAACUUGAAUGAUUGGUAUGACAAAUACGUUGUGAACUCAACUUUAACACUGAUGGAAGAAUUUCAGGAACGGGACAGUGGUUGGGCGAUAUCGAAAAUUCUGCAUUUGAUGUUAAAUAUCAAUAAAUGCAAUCCGAUGCAUGCUGGUUGUUACACCGACAUACCAAAAACAAUCAAGGACAAAAGAGCGGUCGUAAAUGUAACAGUUGACGAUGAUACGUGUUUUGUCAGAUCAAUAGUUGCAGCAUUAUAUCCCGCCCAUGUGAAUGCAAAUCGACCAUCAUCGUAUCCCAACUAUGACACCGUUUUAAAUUUGGAGGGCAUCGCAUUUCCAAUAACCCUUAAUCAAAUACCAAAAUUUGAGCGCCAAAACGAUGUUUCGAUAAACGUUUAUUUCUGGGACUUGAAUGUGAAAAGGUGUGCUCCGCUCCAACUCACCACCAACAAAAGAUUUCGUCACGUUAACCUGCUGAUGCUUGAAAUGCUCAACCGGAAUGUGCGUCACUUUGCAUGGAUUAAAAAUCUUUCCCGGCUUGUUUCAAACCAGCUCAGUGCAUAUAAGAGUAAAACUUAUAUUUGUGACAGAUGCCUUCACUACUUUUAUGCGGAAGAAAUGUUAUUGAAACAUACGAAGGAUUGCAUGAAGAUGAACGAUUGCGCAAUCAUUCUACCAUCGAGUGAGGAUAAAAUAAUAAAGUUUGAUAAUUUUUGUCACCGAGAACGUCAUCCAUUCAUCGUGUACGCCGAUUUCGAAUGCAUGCUUAAGAAGGUUAACAGUAAUAUUAAUCAAGGACACAGCAAUGCAUACCAGCAGCACGAAGCAUACAGUGUGGAGUAUUAUUUUCACUGUUCGUACAACGCAUCGGUGUGCGAGUAUCGCGCGUAUCGGGGUCCUGACUGUGCUGAAUGGUUCGUGAAUGAACUUGAGAACCUUGUAAGAAAAAUUGCACCAUUAUUUAAUACGAUUGUGCCCAUGACAAAUUUGACGGGUGAUGAAAGAGAAAGUUAUAUGAAUGCAACGCAUUGUUAUAUUUGCGAAAAACCGUUCAACAUCGACGAAACAAAAGUUCGAGAUCAUUGCCAUUUCACUGGUCGUUACCAAGAACCUGCUCAUCAGGGAUGUAAUUUAAAUUAUACAAAUAAACGUUUUAUACCAAUAGUGUUUCAUAACUUAUCGGGAUACGAUGCCUAUUUUGUAAUAAAAGAAUUUGUAACGAUUGCACAGUCCAACAAAUUUGAACUUUUUUUGUGAUCUGCAAUAUCCAUUACGUGGUUGUUAUAGGCUUUUGUUCACUGAUUACGAAUCUGCAAACCGUUUUGCUCCUAUACGUACAGUUUUUGAGAAACAGGCAUUUUUGUGAAACUGUGUGGUUGUGGGAAAAAAUGCAGUAUUACAUGAAAACUAAAAAUGCGAGGCAGUUUAGGUUUAUGUCAAAAGAUAGAGGAGACUUUCCUCUAUACGUCUGUAUGAAAAAUUAUAUUUUUUGAUGACUUUUAAUAUUUGUAAGUGCUUGUCAAAGUUUAAUAAAAUAAUUUUUAACAAAAAAUACAACCGACUUCGAA
This is a messenger RNA of Osmia lignaria (orchard mason bee), 3375 nucleotides long. RefSeq lists its product as uncharacterized. The record is from RefSeq and is a predicted model, not a curated record. NCBI's taxonomy places the organism in Eukaryota, Metazoa, Arthropoda, Insecta, Hymenoptera, Megachilidae.